This is a messenger RNA of Camellia sinensis, 462 nucleotides long. Lineage: Eukaryota; Viridiplantae; Streptophyta; Magnoliopsida; Ericales; Theaceae. The record is from RefSeq and is a predicted model, not a curated record.
AGGUGGUCGUUAAUUGCGGGGCGAGUACCGGGAAGAACUGACAACCAAGUAAAAAAUCAUUGGAACACUCAUUUGAGCAAGAAGCUCGGAGUGAAAAAAGAGAUAACCAAACUGGGAGCUUCAUCGCAAACAAUCUCUACCAAAUUAAUAGAGAGUGAUAGUGUCCCCAUGCAUGCAAGUUCGAAUCCGCCUUCUGAUAGCAAUAUUAGAGUUGAAGAGCAAAAGGUGGACGACGAUGGUCACCAGAGUAAUGUUGGAUUCUUGGAAGUGGAAGAUCAAAAAAGAAUAAAUGAGAGUUAUGAAAGUCCUUUUUGGUUUCCAGAUGAUGAUCUUAGAUUAAGCACCCCUAGUUUAAUGGAAAUCUUAGAUGAGUAUUCUUUUGAUUUUGUUUGGCAUAACUUAUAAACUUUCUUCUUUGCAAUCAUUUUCCUGAAUGGAAUCUUUAUUAGUCAAUCUUUUUUA